AUGCGAUGCGCGAGCAAGGCCGCCGAGAGCGCGUCUGCACGUCUCUGUGCGGACGCCGAAGCAGAAACAACAGCAACUGAUGUCCCAUCGGUUGCUGAAGCGACCCAGCCUGUGUCACUUGGUGAUGCAGGCGCUGGUCAUGAAGACACUCAUGUCUUCACAGAGUAUGAGCUCGGUGUCUCAUGUUCUCCUAAUACGGAAGAUGGAUCUGUAUCGACGGCGAUCGAAACCAAGCCGCCUGUCAAGCGUGGCAUGGAUGAUGCUUUGCGUCGCAGCAUCUUUGUUUCAUCUGAUGAGUCAGAUGAACCAUCGCCGAAGCGAAGGCGCUCGAGGUCGCGAGACUCGGGCGCUCACAGUGGUGUCGGUUCUCCUAUGGACACCACUUCGCAGCGAGGUGCCAGUACUUCUGUCGGCACAGCGCAGGAAGAGCGGGACCGCAAUGUGUUGCGUCUCGCUCCUGAAAAGAAAGCAUGGCUGCCUCCCAAAUCCGUCAUGGAUCACUUGUCGGCGACGACGAGUGAUCGUUAUCGAACACGAUUGUUCGAUUCGUCAAGGAUCCAUCACCUUGACCCCAGUGCUAAAGACUAUAACACUGAGAAUGAAUUCUUCAUCGAUGCUUUUUUAACAUCGAUGGUACAGUAG
Messenger RNA from Peronospora matthiolae, 642 nucleotides. The record is from the annotation of a GenBank genome assembly. Lineage: Eukaryota; Oomycota; Peronosporomycetes; Peronosporales; Peronosporaceae.